Messenger RNA from Tuber melanosporum (Perigord truffle), 882 nucleotides. RefSeq lists its product as uncharacterized. Bases 1 to 720 code for a protein of 239 amino acids. Gene Ontology annotation, molecular function: NAD binding. The transcript has 8 exons. Lineage: Eukaryota; Fungi; Ascomycota; Pezizomycetes; Pezizales; Tuberaceae. The record is from RefSeq and is a predicted model, not a curated record.
AUGCAUAAUGGCACCUGGAACAAAAUCAGUACCAAGUGUUGGGAGAUCCGUGGAAAGACCUUGGGCAAGGAUCGUUGGGCUAUGGGAAUGAAAGUUCUUUAUUUUGAUGACAUGAUUGGAGCUGAGCAAUUGGCUCAAAUGAAGCAAGGAAGCUAUCUCAUAAAUGCUAGUCGUGGAAGCGUUGUCGAUAUCCCUGCAUUGGUUGAAUCCAUGCGCUCUGGACACACCGCGGGUGCAGCUCUUGACGUCUAUCCAACUGAACCAGCGGCCAAUGGUGAUUAUUUCAAUGACACACUCAACUCCUGGGGUAACGACCUGAGAUCUCUAAAGAACCUUAUUUUGACUCCCCAUAUCGGUGGGAGCACUGAGGAGGCUCAGAGCGCAAUUGGUAUUGAGGUUGGAGAAGCCCUAGUCCGGUAUAUCAACUCUGGAAGCACUAUUGGGUGUGUUAAUAUGCCGGAGGUGACUCUUCGUUCUCUCACUCUUGCAGAGGAGAACCACGUCCGUGUUAUAUUCAUCCAUAGCAAUAGGCCUGGUGUUCUGAGGCAAGUCAACUCUAUUCUUGGGGACCACAACGUGGACAAGCAAAUGAGCGAUAGUCGAGGCGACGUCGCAUAUUUGAUGGCAGACAUUAGUGAUGUCAAUGCUGGAGAUAUCCGCAGUCUCUACGAGAGCUUGGAAGCCUUGAGUUCUAAAAUAAUGACGAGAGUUCUGUAUUAGUAACAUUAGUUUCUGAUCUAUCUUCUUUUGUUUUUUAUUUUAGUUUUUUUUGAAUUUAUUGCCAUCGGUUCUUUCCUGUUCUCUUUUCUAGAAAAUUUUCGUUGUCCAACCUCGUACGUGGGUGUUAAUACCUGCAGUCAAUAGGUUGGUAAUGCCAAAAUU